Haliotis rubra (blacklip abalone) is the source of this 2403-nucleotide messenger RNA. RefSeq names its product skin secretory protein xP2-like. The transcript is spliced from 4 exons. Lineage: Eukaryota; Metazoa; Mollusca; Gastropoda; Lepetellida; Haliotidae. The record is from RefSeq and is a predicted model, not a curated record. Bases 87 to 1964 code for a protein of 625 amino acids.
AUCAUGCCAAAUGCCAAGUUGUCAUAACGCUGGUCGACGUGAACAUUUCAGUCUUGGGGAGCUCCCACUGGAGCAACUUUCUCAAAAUGGCGGACAUGGGGUUUGGGUCCAUUUAUCUUGGGAUAUUUUUGUCCGUUGGAAUUCUUAGUCAGGUCUCUAUAGGCGCAGUAGUACAAGAAGUUCGCGUAGUCCCAUCUCAAGGUCAAACCCCCGGCGGCCAGCAGUAUGCUCCCCCGAGCGGCCACUAUCCCCAAGCUCAACACGCCUACUCUGGGGGAUACCCCGCUGAAGCCCAUCCCUCGUACGGCACGCCUGGGGUAAAUGAACAGUACUCUGGUGCAGUAGCACAGGGCUCGUACCCCACCAUAUCAUACCCCCAGCAAGGAGCGGAGCCCCAGGCUGCAGGGUUCACCCCCCAUACUGCAGGACAGCUGACUCCUGGGCAGUCCCCAGGGGAGGCGGCUUACACUGAUCCUUUCGCAGCUCCGGCCCAAAGUGCCUACCCUCAGGGCGGUCAGCCUUACCCAGGACCAGAUUCUUCUGCUUCUGCGCAGCCUGCAUAUCCCGGUUCUGCAUCUGCUAGUUAUCCUCAAGGUCAGCAGCCGGCACCUCAGUACCAGUACCCAUCUCAGCAGUACCCUGGCGCAGCGACUCAGUAUGCUCAGGGUCAAUACCCACCCCAGGGAUCCCCAUUUCAAGCUCCCUCUGCUUUCAUGGCUCCUGCGGGUUACCCUGGUUACCCGGAUCACGGUUAUCCUCAAACUCCUGCAGCUGCAACUGCAGCAGCAGCGGCAGCGGCGGCGGCAGCAGCAGCAGCAGCUGUCCAAUCUCAGAAUCAGACAGCGCACACUGACCAAGCAUGGCCGGGAGCCAGUUUUCAAGGCGCACCUGCACCUGCUCCUGCGCCCAGUCAGGCUCAACCAGCACCUACUGACGUUCAGGCUCAAUCAGCUGCUGCUGCUACUAGCACCUUCACUGGACCAGCAGGUGCUGCUGACGCCGGUGCAGCUGCAACUGCUGUUGCUGACACUCCUGCUCAGGGAGCUGACGUCCCCGCUCCGGCCAAAACCCCGUCUGUUGCGACUCAAACAGCCGAAUACCCUGGCAGCAACGCCAUCCAAAAUCAAGCAGGUAGCUUCUUAUCACAAGGCACGAAUCCAGCCCAGUAUAAGUACCCGGACAGAAAGCCACUUACAGGUGCCCCUGGCUUCCCAACGGCUGUAGCUGAUGCUCAGGCUAAAGCAGCAUCCGGGGCACCCGCAUAUCCCCCGCAGCUCCACAAACUAGCCCCGGGGCUCAAUACGCUCCCCCGCCCUACUCUUUACCCCAGUCAGGCAAGGCCCCAAAUUCCGUUUCCCACGGCUACCCCCACAGAGGGUACCCGUACCCAGGACCAUAUGGCCAUGCCCCUCCGCCAUACGGAAUGCAUCCAUACCAUCCGGGCAUGGGCCCCGCCCCCUAUCCUGGUUACCAUGGAAUGCCUUACCAUGGGGGCCACCACCCUCCACCCCACGCAGGACAGGCACCACCCCACGGGCCAAGGGGUGUUCCCCACCCUCCAAAUCACAUGGGUCACCCCAUUCGUCCUCUCCCCAUCACAACAACACCCAUACCAGAAACCACCCUGGGAGCCACGCUAUUCCCCCCGGAGCUGCGGUGUUACAUGCAGAGUGAGUGUGAGCUGGGAUGUUGUUACGCUGAAGAUGGCUCCAUCCUCUGGGACCACCAAAACCAUUACGGGAAACAUGGAUACUGCUACCAGAAGACGACAACUAUACCAGGUGAAGGAUGUCAUCCAGCAUUGUGCCCUUGUGAAACUGGGCAGAAAUGUACGAGUGUUCCUUCUGAGAAUGCGACCAUUCCUACUGGUGCGGGCGAGGCAGCUGAAGGAGCGUACUUCGGCAACCCAAAGUGCUACAACCACGACCAACAGCUACAGAUACGGGAUUGGCUCAAGAAACUAGAGAGAAUCGUGCGAGCAUGUCGGAUGGAUUACUUGUGCCCGCUCAGGCCAGCUCACUGAAAAUCAACAUUUGGAGCUCGGUGUAGGAUCUACAUCAUUACAUAAAGACGGUUUAAUAUUUAUUUUUCAAAUUCAUGUCUUAUAUCGUCUGAAACUGAUGUAAGCAUGUAUUAAAAAUAUUUCUAGUGAUAAGGAAAGUGGAUUGGGGGUAAGCUUUGAAAACUUCUGGGUUCUUAAAUGACUGUUUAACUGAUGAUAUAUUUCGAGCAUUUGUUUCGAGACGUGCCAAAGGAUUGUCAUACCGUCUGGAGUAUCCAUUUAACAGAAUAGCGUUGUUCUUCAUUCUGUGAAUGAUACCGCCGUAUGAUAUGCUGCAUGAGAUGCUACAGUGACUUGAUGUAGGUUAUAUAAGGGAGAAAAUAAAUAAAACAUUUGUACAA